Podarcis lilfordi (Lilford's wall lizard) is the source of this 2634-nucleotide messenger RNA. Lineage: Eukaryota; Metazoa; Chordata; Lepidosauria; Squamata; Lacertidae. The record is from the annotation of a GenBank genome assembly.
GUGCGUCACUUCCGGGCCUCCCAAGCCUACCGUGGGAAAGUGGCCCUCGCCUUUCCCACGGGUGCAGGAUGAACGACUCCAGCGGAGCUGGUGAGUUGAGGGUGGGUUAUAUAUAUAUAUAUAGUGGAAGUAGAAUGAAUGAAUGUGUUAUGUACUGAAGUUCACUCACAACUUAACAGAAUGAAUGAAUGAGAGUCCUCUUGGCCAGUAGCCAUUGAAAACCCUCCUUGAAUUUGCCUAACACGUUUAAAGCCAGCCAAGAUGGCAGCCCACCCCAAUAUUUUGUGGUAGCAAGAUGGGAAGGUGCAAGAGCAGGGCACCCUUCUGAGGUCGGAUCUCCCUUCUCCAGGUAGCACCAGACCCAGGGUGGCUGGGAGAUGGUUGUCACAGACUCAGGGAUGAUGGGAGUUAUAGCUCAAUUGGUAGAGCAUGAGCCUCUUAACCUGCGGGUUGUAAGUUCAAGCCGACAUUGUACAAAAGAUCCCUGUAUUUCAAAGGGUUAGACUAGAUGGCCCUCAUGGUCCCUUCCAACUCUACAAUUCUGUGACAUCUGGAGAGCCAAGGGUUUCCAUGCCUUUUGCUUAAAAUGUUUCUGUGUCUUGAAUGAAUGAAUUUGUGCCCUAUUUUGAAGGUCCUGUUACUUCCUUGCUCUCUUAAAAUGUCACUAUCUAUAUGUAUAUUUGCCAGCAGAUGCCGUUUGGGAGAACGAGGAGCAGAAGGACAGAACAUCCAGGAUGUCACAAGAAAGGAUCACGACCAUGGAGGUGGAAAUGAAGAUUGGGAACCCAGAUGAACUACAUAGACGGGAUGAAACCCUACCAGAGGACGGCAGGAAAGAAUCCUCCGCUUUUCAAGGUGGAGAUCUCCCAGAUGUUCAGGAGAUGAUAGACACUGAAGAGGACAGGAAUAAAUGUAUUACAUGUGGGAAGGUAUUCAGAGAUGACUCAAACCUUAAGCGACAUCAGAGAACCCACACAGGAGAAAAACCCUAUCAGUGUUUGUACUGCGGGAAGAGUUUUAGCCGGAACACGAACCUUGCUUCACAUCACAGAACCCACACAGGGGAGAAACCGUAUAUGUGUUCCGUUUGUAGCAAGACUUUUUGUGACAAAUCGAGCCUUAACCGACAUCAGAGAACCCAUACAGGGGAGAGACCGUAUGAGUGUGACGAGUGUGGGAAGAGCUUUGAUCUGAGCCAGUCUCUCAUUAGCCACCAGAGAACCCACACGGGAGAGAGGCCCUAUAGGUGCUCGGAAUGUGGGAAGACUUUCAACCGGAGUCAGAACCUGCGUAGCCACAAGAGAAUCCACACGGGAGAGAAACAGCACAAGUGCUUGGAAUGCGGGAAAAGUUUCAGCCGCAGCCAGAACCUUACGAGGCAUCAGAGCAGCCACACAGAGGAUAAACUGUAUAAGUGCCAUGAGUGUGGGAAAAGCUUCCGUCUCAGCCAGUCCCUUAUAAGUCACCAGAGAAUUCACACGGGAGAGAAACCAUAUACGUGCUCCCAGUGUGGGAAAAGCUUCAACCGGAGCCAGAACCUUAUCAGCCAUCAGAGAAUCCACACUGGAGAAAAACAGUACAAGUGUUCAGAAUGUGGGAAAAGCUUCAACUGGAGCCAAGAUCUCCUCCGUCAUCAGAGAAUCCACACAGGAGAGCAACCCUAUCGCUGCACGGAAUGUGGGGAACGCUUCAAUCGGCGGGAGAAUCUUAUCAGACACAUGAGAAUACAUCUGGGAGACACCACUUAAGUUGUAGUGAGUGGCAGGGGGAGGGGAGUGAACAGAAGCCACUUCCUUAUCAUUCAUCUGGCAAUCCACUUUUAUUUUUAAAAGCAUGCCAUUAGAGAGAUCUAUGGUGUGACCACAUUUCGAAUAGUGUGUACAGUUCUAGUUGUCUCACCUCAAAAAGGAUAGUGUGGAGUUGGGAAAAUUUCCGAAAAGAGCAACCCAAAUGAUCAAGGGAAUGGAUUGACUUCUCCGCCCUGUGUCAGAAUUUGGAUUGUAAGCUCCUGGAGGACAGAGACCUAUCUUCUUAAUAUUACUAUGUAACGAAACAUGCACAACAACAUUUCUAUUCAAAUAAUUUAAAAAGUUUACGUCCCCUAGAAAAGAUGUGUUCCAUCGUAAGGCAGAACAUAACAUUCACAACAGCGUGUUUAAGUGUGUGACAAGAAGUGGUUUUAAACAUGCCUUGUUUUCUUGUUGGAUAGUUUUUGCUUCACUUAAUAUUUAUUAAACUGAUAUCCCCCCUUUAUUUCUGAAUGAGUCUAUAUGCAGUGCAUUGCUAGCAACAGGAGAUUUACUCAGGAAAUUCUCCUAUUCAGACACUGAGGUCCAGCUCCGAGGGCCUUCUGGCAGUUCCCUCCCCGCGAGAAGUGAGGUUACAGGGAACCAGGCAGAGGGCCUUCUCGGUGGUGGCUCCCGCCUUGUGGAAAGCUCUCCCAUCAGAUGUUAGAGAGAUAAACAACUAUCUCACUUUUGGAAGACAUCUGAAGACAGCCCUGUUUAGGGAAGUUCUUAAUGUUUGAUGUUUUAUUGUGUUUUUAAUAUUCUGUUGGGAGCCUCCCAGAGUGGCUGGGGAAACCCAGCCUGAUGAAUGGGGUAUAAAUAAUAAAUUAUUGUUAUUAUUAUUAAA